AUGGGGAACCCUGUCAGUAGCAAUGCUACCGCCAAUAUAGCUGUCAAAGUCAUGAGCGGAAAGGUCAAGCCCUACUGCGACAUCAACGCGGAACACCUACGGUUUAGCGGAACACCUUUGAUGUAUAAGUUAAUACUUUUACUUGGAAUAUGCUCGGCGUUCGCUUCAGGUGCUUCAGGCAAGCAUACUCGUACAGCGAGGAUGCCAGGAACUGAUAAGAAGUGUCAGAAAAUCAUUAAUUGUUACAGUAGUUUUCAAGGAGAUGAUCAAACCGAUGAUCAUCUUUGCACUAAUAUAUUUUUCGGUCUGGCUAACAUUGAAAAAGACGCUUCUGUACAAAUGGCUAAUGACAAUAUAGGCAUGGAUACAAGUGAGUUUCAAGGGACCAACGAUCAUCGAGAAAAAAAUAGACACUUCAAAACAUUCGUCGCAAUGCAGGAUGACAUUUGGGAUGGUUCUCAUAAAAAUACAAAAAAUAAAAUAUUGUUUAAUCCGACUCUGAGAGAAAAACUUGUUGAUAAUAUUCUGAACUUCGUGGAAAAACAUAAGUUCGAUGGUAUCGACCUCCAAUCGCAAUAUCUAACUCAAGAGGAUGCAAAUGAUUCUGACAAGCAGAAUUUCGUUUUACUCUUAAAGGCACUCAAAGAAAAAUUCGAUAAAAAAGGAUUACUUUUAGCUUUAGCAGUUGAAGGUAUAGAAUCAAUUGCUAAGAGAUAUGAUAUUAAAGGAAUAUCGAAGUAUGUAACCUUUAUAAAUUUGAGAGCUUAUAAUCUGCACGGAGAUCUUUACACAGAUGGCAAAAUAUUGAAAUCUGGCCAUCUUGCUCCACUGUAUCAUUCGUCCAAAGAAAAUACGAAGGAUAAAAAAUUGAAUGUUGAUUCCAUUGUGAAAUACUGGAUUUCGAAAGGUGCUCCACCCAACAAGUUAAUACUGGGAACUACUUUGAAGGCAAUGACAUAUACUUUAGCUAAGGCAAAAAAAGUUAGUAAAGACGAACCAUUUGUCGAUACUGUAAAAUAUAGGUCAACAACGACAAGCUAUGCCUUUACUUGCCCAAAUGAAAAAGAUCGUACAUGGAAACAAAUCUACGACAAAGAACAACAAGUACCAUAUAUGUACAAAGGGAAGAAUGUGAUUGGCUAUGAAAAUGUUGCCUCCAUCAAGAAAAAGGCUGAAUAUGCUAAAAGUAUGAAGCUUGCUGGUUUAUUCGUGGAUAGUUUAGAAGACGAUGAUAUGAGUGGAUUCUGUGGAAGAGGGAAUUACCCACUUCUGAAGACUGUGAAUCAAGUCCUGGGAAACAAAUGUUAA
Messenger RNA from Belonocnema kinseyi, 1308 nucleotides. RefSeq names its product probable chitinase 10. The transcript has 6 exons. The coding region runs from base 1 to 1308 and encodes 435 amino acids. NCBI's taxonomy places the organism in Eukaryota, Metazoa, Arthropoda, Insecta, Hymenoptera, Cynipidae. Gene Ontology annotation, biological process: carbohydrate metabolic process; chitin catabolic process. The record is from RefSeq and is a predicted model, not a curated record. Gene Ontology annotation, molecular function: chitinase activity; chitin binding. Gene Ontology annotation, cellular component: extracellular region.